AUGAGCGCGUACACGCGCACGAUUGCCCAGCAGUUGAUGCAGGCGUUUUGGCCUGGGCCGCUGACGUUGGUGCUGCCCAAAGCCGCGCAAAUUGAUGCGACGGUGACGGGCGGGCAAGACACGAUUGCCUUGCGUUGCCCGAAUCACGCCAUGGCACAAGCGGUGCUGCGCCAAUUGGCGGUAUUGCACAAAACCGAUGUGGUGGGGAUUGCCGCGCCGUCGGCGAAUCAUUUUGGGCGGGUUAGUCCAACCCGUGCCGCGCAUGUGCGCGAUGAAUUUGGCGAUGCGGUUUGGGUGCUUGAUGGCGAUGUGGCGGAUGUGGGGAUUGAGUCGACCAUUGUGGAUUUGACCCGUGGCGAACCCAUGAUUUUGCGUUUGGGGCAUAUUACCGCGCACGACAUCAAACGCGUCACAGGUGUUGUGCCUGUCAGCCACGCGCAAGGCCAAGCGCCGCGUGCCUCUGGCACCAUGCUUGCGCAUUACGCGCCGCGCACGCCGCUGGUGUGGGCGAGCCAAUACGCAGGCGGCGCGGCGGUGUGUUUGUCGCACGCGCCUGAUUUUGAUGCGAGCGGAUUUGCGCAGCAUAUUGAACUGCUCAAUCACGCACACGGCUACGCGCAAGGCUUGUACCAUGCGUUGCGUGAACUUGAUGCUUUGAAUGCGCCCGUGAUUGUGUUGCAGGAUUUGCCUAGCCAAUCAAGCUGGGACGCGGUGCGCGACCGCUUAACCCGUGCCGUUGUCGGCUCAAACCAAGGAUGA
This is a messenger RNA of Daphnia magna, 759 nucleotides long. RefSeq names its product threonylcarbamoyl-AMP synthase-like. Lineage: Eukaryota; Metazoa; Arthropoda; Branchiopoda; Diplostraca; Daphniidae. Gene Ontology annotation, cellular component: cytoplasm. The record is from RefSeq and is a predicted model, not a curated record. Gene Ontology annotation, molecular function: double-stranded RNA binding; tRNA binding; nucleotidyltransferase activity. The transcript has a single exon. Bases 1 to 759 code for a protein of 252 amino acids. Gene Ontology annotation, biological process: regulation of translational fidelity.